AUGAGCAACGAUUUACUGGCCAAUUUAAAUGCGUUCAAGAACAAGGUGAAGACUUCUCCAGCGCUCACUACAAGGAAAGUUUUAGCUAAUAAAGAUAGAGAUGGACAAACGAAUGGGAACGGUAAAUCUACGGAAGUGAUAGAAGUGGAUGAUCCAAAUUCCGAUGAGAAGGAUAUGCCUCUGAAGAAAAGGGCCAAGAGUAGUAGCGUCGCUCCAACGGGCCAGUUGGAUAGUACACAUCUUUCCACGAAGAUGCUUAUAGCCACAGAAUAUAUCCAAGAAAGAGGGGAAGCAGUACCGGUAGAUCAAAUCGAAUCAUAUCUUUCGUUACCUAAGGAUAAUAAUGUGAUUCCGAUGUUAAAGGGGUUACAAAAAUUCAAGUUUGACCCAAAGAGGAACACUUUACAGUACGUAUCCAUUUACGAUGUGCAUUCUGCGGAGGAAUUGCUACAACUAUUAAGAUCACAGGCGACGUUCAAGGGUAUAUCAUGUAAAGAGUUAAAAGAUGGUUGGCCACAAUGUUUUGAUACAAUCGACGAGUUAGAAGCAAAGAACAGAAUCCUUGUUCUUCGGACAAAGAAGGAUAAUUCUCCAAGGUUUGUCUGGUAUAACCAUGCUGGUCCAUCAAGGCAAAUCGAUGAAGAGUUCGUUACGAUGUGGGAAGCUUGUAAGCUACCUCAGCGUAGUGAAUUACCAAGAAAACUACAAGAUUUGGGUCUCAAGCCUGCUAGUGUGGAUCCUGCUACGAUCAAGAAUGAGCAAACCACAAGGAAAGAGGUCAAGAAACGUAGAUCAAGAAAGGGUAAAGUUACCAAUACACAUAUGGCUGGUAUAUUGAGAGAUUAUUCCGAUAGGGUAUGA
Molecule: messenger RNA, 861 nt
Organism: Kluyveromyces lactis
Lineage: Eukaryota; Fungi; Ascomycota; Saccharomycetes; Saccharomycetales; Saccharomycetaceae
Gene: TFA2
Product: transcription factor TFIIE subunit TFA2
Exons: 1
Coding region: 1-861 (286 amino acids)
Biological process (GO): transcription initiation at RNA polymerase II promoter
Cellular component (GO): transcription factor TFIIE complex
Source: RefSeq, a predicted model, not a curated record